Molecule: messenger RNA, 1449 nt
Organism: Entrophospora sp. SA101
Lineage: Eukaryota; Fungi; Glomeromycota; Glomeromycetes; Entrophosporales; Entrophosporaceae
Source: the annotation of a GenBank genome assembly
AUGAAAGAAAAUACUUGUCUUAUUUGUAUUGAUGGUUGGGGUAUUUCCUCAGGAGAUUCUACUGGUGAUGCAAUUCUUAAUGCAGAUACACCUAUAAUGGAUAAAUUUAAGGUAGAAUAUCCUUAUACAACAUUAGAGGCUCAUGGUUUGGCUGUUGGGUUGCCUGACGGACUCAUGGGUAAUUCUGAAGUUGGUCAUUUGAAUAUUGGUGCAGGUCGUAUAGUUUAUCAGGAUAUUGUAAGAAUUGAUUUGGCUGCUAAAAAAAAAGAAUUUCUUAAAAUUGAAAAUAUUAGAAAAUCUUUUGAGCAUGCCAAAGAAACAUCAAACAGAAUUCAUUUUCUUGGUUUAGUGUCUGAUGGAGGUGUCCACAGUCACAUCAAUCAUUUGAUCUGCCUUUUGGAAUCUGCAAAAAGUAUAGGUAUUUGUGAUGCUUAUGUGCAUUUUUUUGGUGAUGGGCGUGAUACCGAUCCUCGUUCAUCUGAUAAAUAUCUUGAACAGCUCCAAAAAGUUUCAGGUGAAAUUAAUUAUGGUAAAAUUGCUACCAUGACUGGAAGAUAUUAUGCUAUGGAUAGAGAUAAAAGAUGGGAAAGAAUUAAGAUUGCAGUUGAUGAUGAAACUGAUGAGUUUUUAAAACCAAUAAUUGUUAAUGAAGAAGGACUUAUCAAAGAUAAUGAUACAUUGUUUUUUUUUAAUUUUCGAUCUGAUCGAAUGCGUCAAAUUGUCCAGACUCUUGGUAUUUCACCACCACCAUUUGAGAUUGAGAUUCCAAAAAAUCUUCAUAUCACAACUAUGACAAGAUAUAAAACGGAAUUUUCAUUUCCAGUGGCAUUUUCUUCACAAAUUAUGGAUAAUAUUUUAGCUGAAUGGCUUUCAAAGAAUAAGAUUCCUCAAUGUCAUGUUGCAGAAACCGAAAAAUAUGCACAUGUAACAUUUUUUUUUAAUGGAGGAGUGGAGAAACAAUUUGAACUUGAAUGUCGCCAUCUAAUUCAAUCACCAAAAGUAGCAACUUAUGAUCUCAAACCAGAAAUGUCAGCAUUAGAAAUUGCAGAAAAGGUUGUAGAAGAAAUAACUUGUGGAAAGUUUCCUUUCAUCAUGUGUAAUCUUGCAAAUCCUGAUAUGGUAGGUCAUACAGGAAUUUAUGAAGCAGCAGUGAAAGCUGUUGAAACAACCGAUAAAGUUAUUGGUUUGAUAUACGAAGCUUGCAAAAAAAAUAACUAUAUACUUUUCGUUACAUCUGAUCAUGGUAACGCUGAGCAAAUGAAAGGUGAAGAUGGUAAUCCUCAUACUGCUCAUACUUGUAAUCCAGUUCCCUUUGUUAUGACAUCAAAGAAUCAUUCAUUCACCGAAUCUGCAAAAGGUGCAUUGUGUGAUGUGGCUCCCACAAUUUUAGAUGUCAUGGGGUUAGAAAUACCAAAAGAAAUGACCGGCACAUCAUUAUUAAAAAAAUAG